AUGUUUGCUGUCUUUGCGAUUGUCGUCUUUAUUGCACUAGAGACGAAUGCCUUUUCAACAAACCAAGGGCGUCAGAUGAGUCUUAGGACAGGAGUCUGGUGUAGUUCAACAACUGUGGUGUUUCAGGCUGCCUUGAACGAUCCCAUAUGUGACUAUCAACAAGUGACGAUACCAACAUCCCAAAGCGGUCCUCCUCGUCAAAAGAUUAGCGUGGAAGAUUUGACGCCUACCAUUCGAGCGAUGCUCAAAGAGAGCAAUAUGCAACAAGGUGUGAUAAAUGUGGUCAGUCAGCACACCACCACUGCCAUUACCAUCAACGAACGAGAAAAACGGCUGGCAGAAGAUAUGGAAAAGUUCUUUUUGGAGAUUGCACCACCCGAUGAGCGGUCAUCGUCAGCUGCCAAGCAAAGUGGCAUUAGAUAUUUUCACAACGAUAUUGAUCAGCGCCCCGAUUCCGAGGAAGAGGCACAACGGUGCCGAGAGAAUGGCUGGGAUAUUGACGAUCCAGAACGACUUGAAGCGUGGCGGGAUCAAGAGCCAAUCAAUGCGCAUUCGCAUUUGCUGAGUAUGUUUUUGGGGAGCUCGGAAAGUAUACCAGUCGUGAAUGGGAAAAUGGUAAUUGGACAAUGGCAGAGCAUUCUACUGGUGGAUUUGGAUGGGCCACGAGAUCGGACGGUUGGGAUUCAAUUUCUUGGCUACAAAUGA
Messenger RNA from Cylindrotheca closterium, 705 nucleotides. NCBI's taxonomy places the organism in Eukaryota, Bacillariophyta, Bacillariophyceae, Bacillariales, Bacillariaceae. The record is from the annotation of a GenBank genome assembly.